CUGACGUAAAUUAUUUUCAGUGUAGUAAAUAUGGCUGACGAACUCAAUGUUGACAGUCUUAUUCACAGGCUUUUAGAAGUAUACAGGCUGCAACAGGACACUGCACGGAGAAAAGGGAAAUUGAAAGACAUCUUUUCAGGAGAAUUUCGAGGAUGUCGUCCUGGAAAGACAGUUCAGAUGUCAGAGUCGGAGGUCCGGGGCCUCUGUACCAAAUCCCGGGAAAUAUUUUUGCAACAACCAAUACUAUUGGAGCUUGAAGCACCAUUGAAAAUUUGUGGUGAUAUACACGGCCAGUACACGGACUUGCUGCGUCUAUUCGAAUAUGGCGGCUUUCCGCCCGAAGCCAACUAUCUAUUUUUGGGGGAUUACGUGGACCGCGGCAAGCAGUCGCUGGAAACCAUAUGCCUGCUGCUCGCGUAUAAAAUAAAAUUCCCCGAGAAUUUCUUUCUGCUGCGAGGCAAUCAUGAGUGCGCCAGCAUCAAUCGUAUUUAUGGCUUCUAUGACGAAUGCAAACGUCGGUAUAACAUAAAACUGUGGAAGACAUUCACUGAUUGUUUCAAUUGCCUGCCCAUUGCCGCUAUCAUUGAUGAGAAGAUCUUCUGUUGUCAUGGUGGUCUAUCUCCUGAUCUUCAGGGUAUGGAGCAGAUUAGGAGAAUAAUGAGGCCCACAGACGUCCCUGAUACAGGUUUGCUGUGUGAUCUGCUGUGGUCGGAUCCGGACAAAGAUGUCCAGGGAUGGGGCGAGAACGACCGCGGCGUGUCGUUCACGUUCGGCCCCGACGUCGUCAGCAAAUUCCUCAACAGACACGAGCUGGACUUGAUCUGUCGAGCCCAUCAGGUGGUAGAAGACGGCUACGAGUUCUUUGCAAAGAGGCAGCUGGUGACGUUAUUCUCGGCGCCGAACUACUGCGGCGAGUUCGACAACGCCGGUGGAAUGAUGUCCGUUGACGAAACUCUUAUGUGCUCCUUCCAGAUUUUGAAGCCAUCCGAGAAGAAGGCGAAGUAUCAGUACAACGGAAUCAACAGCGGGAGACCGGGCACACCUCAGAGGUCUCCCCCGAAGAAAAAAUAACUGGCAUUUGGUAUUCAGUGCGCAGCUCAGUGAGACGGAUGCUACAAAUGAUUAAAUUAUAUUAUAUUGUAAUUACUAUCUUUUAGAGUAGUCAUUUGACACAGCCGAAUAAGAACUAUGUAAUAGUUAUAAAAUAUUUAUGAAUUUUAUUGUGCCUUCUGUUUUAAAAUUCUCAGGUUAUAGUUGAUUUUUUGUUACGUUUAUUUGCAUAUUUUAUUCGGCAUGACUAAUGACGAUAGCUUCUUUGUCUUUGCAUCAACACAUGUUACGAUGAUAUUAUAGAUUAAUUUAGAUGUGGCAGGUAAUCUUGUAGUGUCACUACAUUUCAUAAUUUAUGUUUAGAGAUUGAUGGAUUGCUUUGUUAUUAAUUAUUAUUAAUCUAACUAAUGUGCCUAUAAAUGUAAAGUAUAUAAUAAUAUAGGUCUUUGUAUUAUAGACUGCUUCAGAAAAUUCAAAAUUUUAACUCCUAUGAACUUUUUAAAAUUGUCUAGAAACGCAGAUGAGACAGUCUUCGUUUCUCCCGGUUUUUUUUUAAAUAAAAGGUCACUGAAAGAGCUGGCCUAAGACUCGACAUUGAUUUCUUUCUAGCGGAUAAGUAUUUCAGUUCUAGAACUUCAUUGCGUAUGGGAGACCUUCUCAAAUCCCAGUGAAAUUUAUGUUAUUUUGCCAACAGUAUUAGUAUAACGAAUAAGUAUUGACAAAAUUAAUUGGCAGAUUAAUAUUGAUCUCCCGUUUUGAGGCUUUAACUUGGCAAUUAGUCUCACUCUUUAACUCUUAAUGGUGGUAGAUGCAGUGUAGUCCUCGCAACAAUAGUGCAAUUGCUAUAAUAUAAUGAUAUUAAAUAUUUAAAAUUAUAUGCAGGUUUUGCAUUGUACAAUUUUAUUUUAUAGCUAUGUUAACAAAUGUCAGAUAUUCAAUAAUAAAUUUUACUAUAUAAAGUAAGAUGUUUAUUUUAAAUUUCAUAAGAAUUUUUCAUUGUCACAAUGCUAUGUGAAAUAAUUAUUAUCUUGUAAUUUUAUUCAUAUUACAUAUGUUUCAGAGGUCACUUCAUUGUUUUAAAUUCAUAUUAGUGUCAUGAGCUCAUUAAAAUUUUAUCUAUGCUAGUAGUUAGUACACAAAUAUAUGUUGCAAACUUAGCAUUUAUGUAAUAACUCAUUUGUUGAACACUUCAUAUUACACUUAAAUAAUUCUCUAUUUUCAUCUACACUAGUUUCAAAUAUUGAGUUUUUAAAUUAUUAUACUUAGAUACUAAAUUUAUGUUGUAUUUUCUCAAGUGUGUACAAUUUUCUGAAAUAUAAAUUUUUUCCUCAA
Molecule: messenger RNA, 2382 nt
Organism: Aricia agestis (brown argus)
Lineage: Eukaryota; Metazoa; Arthropoda; Insecta; Lepidoptera; Lycaenidae
Gene: flw
Product: serine/threonine-protein phosphatase PP1-beta catalytic subunit
Exons: 8
Coding region: 31-1071 (346 amino acids)
Cellular component (GO): nucleus; cytoplasm
Molecular function (GO): protein serine/threonine phosphatase activity
Source: RefSeq, a predicted model, not a curated record